This is a messenger RNA of Microthlaspi erraticum, 654 nucleotides long. Lineage: Eukaryota; Viridiplantae; Streptophyta; Magnoliopsida; Brassicales; Brassicaceae. The record is from the annotation of a GenBank genome assembly.
AUGGGUAACAUCGUCAGCUGCCCGAAGAAGUCACGGAGUGGUUUAGUUGAAGAGGAUGAAGUAGGAAUUAGCAGAAAGGAAGAUAGGAUCAGCUUAUUACCUGAGUCCUUGAAACGUCACAUACUUAGCUUUCUUACGACUCAAGAAACUGUUCGUACAAGUGUUCUGUCCUCUACAUGGAGAUAUCUCUGGAAAUACGUUCCGAGAUUUGAAUUAUUCAGCUCUCAUAAGCUGAAUGACGAAGUUUAUGUGGAUUUCAUCGACAAGUUUCUGAAUUUCCAGAGUGAAUCAGACUUACAUGAAUUCGAUUUAUGUAUUGACUUAGAUAACACUAAAAAAGAUGCCUCUCUUUACGAGCCGUGUCUCGGUAAGUUGAUCAAGCGCAAGAUUCGACGUUUCCGAGUCGAAUGCUUUAGGAACACUGACAUAUCCUUAACACUUCCUGUGUAUGAGGCAUUGGUAUCUUUAAUGCUCUUUGGCGUAAAUCUGAAUGAUUUUGGGUCUCUCUCCUUUCCCUGUCUCAAGAUUAUGCACUUGCAGCAUGUUACGUUUCCAGAGCCUAUAGUCCUUGAUACACCGAGGCUUGAGGAAGUGAUUGUAAGAUUUAACACAAAUAGGGAGUAUAAUGAAGAUUAUGAAGAAGUAUCAAGAUGA